Messenger RNA from Lathyrus oleraceus (garden pea), 720 nucleotides. RefSeq lists its product as uncharacterized. The transcript is spliced from 3 exons. The record is from RefSeq and is a predicted model, not a curated record. NCBI's taxonomy places the organism in Eukaryota, Viridiplantae, Streptophyta, Magnoliopsida, Fabales, Fabaceae. The coding region runs from base 160 to 720 and encodes 186 amino acids.
CAAGCAUGUGUUGAUUAUAGUGGAUUUAUUAAUUAUGUGAAAGACACAUGGUUGACUCCACAUAGGCAUAGAUUUGUUGGAGCAUGGAUUAAUCGAGUCCUACAUUUGGGUAACACAACGACUAAUCGGGUUGAAUCUGCUCAUUGGAAGUUAAAGCAGAUGUUAGGAAACAGUAUAGGUGACAUGGUCAAAUGUUGGGAAGCCAUGAAUAACAACUUGAGGUUACAACUGGGAAACAUUAGAGCUUCAUUUCAAAAGAGUUUUUACGAAGUUGAGAACGCGCACGUAAGUCCCUUUUAUGGUUAUUUGCGUGGUUCCGUAUCUCGAGCUGCUUUGAGACGUAUUGCUGAAGAGUUAUUGAGAGUUGAUUAUGUUGGAACUAACAGGCAAAUAUGUGGUUGUACUCUUAGAACAUCUUAUGGGUUACCUUGUGCUUGUGAGUUAGGAAGAUACAGAGUAGGUGGUAUACCGAUACCCAUUGAUGCUGUUCAUGUUCAUUGGAGGAAACUAACUAUGGAAGUUGAGUUAGAGAUAGGUGAAGAUGAUGGAUCAGAGGUGGAUAUGACAGCUGCAAUGGAUGAGUUGUGGAGACGAUUUAGGUCAUUAGAUGUUGUUGGGAAAAGGGCAUUAAGGAGUAGGGUAUGUGAACUAGCAUACCCAACAAUGACAACAUUGUGUCCACCACCUGAGAAAAUAAAAACCAAAGGAGGAUGUCCAUAA